This is a messenger RNA of Leishmania braziliensis MHOM/BR/75/M2904, 2925 nucleotides long. RefSeq lists its product as hypothetical. The annotation marks the transcript as partial. The transcript has a single exon. The record is from RefSeq and is a predicted model, not a curated record. Lineage: Eukaryota; Euglenozoa; Kinetoplastea; Trypanosomatida; Trypanosomatidae.
AUGUCAAAUCGCACCUUGACUCCCAAGGCCAGACCCCACCGGCACGCGUGUAUGCAACUAACGAUGCCGGCGCCCGAGGCACCGCAGCUGGAGGAUGGGGGCGCUUCACCGCCGCCGCGCCCGCCGAAGCGCAGCUGUAGCAGCGAAGGUAACUAUCAGCAUGACAAGAGCUCCGAAGACGGCGCCCAGUGCACAAACUCCUCAGACGGUCGUCCGGUUCCGCCGGGGCGAGCGCUUGAGGUGCACGGAAAGGAUGCCGUUGUGCCAAAGAGCGCCGCACCUCGACCCCACGAGCACGAUGAGACACUCGCCAGUUUCGUCUACGCAGAGGUGGACCGGGACCGCGACGGCGGUGCCUCGGAGGCAUGCGCUACCACUAGCGUUGACCACAAGGCCAUGCUCACCACGGUGGAACUGUUUGAUGCCACCGCCAUGACACUGUCUCUCAGCGUGGAUCGAGCAGCAGGAACGGAGCGAUUGAUGGCGAUGGCGGAUACCAAGUCACCCCGAAGGCGGGAUGACCGUACUGGAGACGAUGACGUGUGGGACCGUGAUUUGAACAACAGCUCGGAGGUCGCUAAGGCUACAGCAGAGGUAACACAUGCCACUACUCAGUUCGGCCUAGAUCGCGCCACGCGCUGCAGCGUGCACUCGAGCAACGCCGUCCACGUUGGGACUACCACUGCAGCGGAGGAGGAGGACGAGGAGAGUGACGACGAGGAUGAGGACGGCUUCUUCCAGGAGACGGUUUUACUCAUGAACAACAACUUCCAGUCGCUCGGUAGCACACGUUGCACACCGGCAAAGGCCUCUCAUCAGCCGAGUGAGGAGACGUUCGUCGGCUCGGCCAGCCCCACGCCACACAUGCCUCGCUCGCUGGAGGUGACACCUCUGACGAAGCCACCGACAGGUCGAGAGAUGCCGGGGGAGGGUGGCUUCACUGGCCGCCCGGGUCGGAUGGAACCGGGCACAGCUUUUUCUGAGAGUAAAACAUACUUAGCUGCCGACACGCCAGCUUCACCGUGCUUCACGGCUCCUGUGUCACCAGCUACGACAGUGAACACGCAGGCACCACCGGCAGUGCCUGCCUCCCUGCUCUCCACGCCACAGCACUGCUGCCGUCCUGAUCCUUGCGCCUCCCUUUUUGCAGCCUCCACCCCUCCCGCCACGGCUGAAAUGAGCUCAGCGGCCAGUGAGUACUUCUUCAUUGACAACCACGAUGGCACUGCUUACCUCGCCGACGCCUCGUUGCAACUGGACGGCAGCUACGCCCUCGGCCAAACCAUCUUGCUGGCUCAGAGCGCCGGCUCAUCGGAGGCCUCAUCGAUAUCGGCAGUACGCCGCAACGCUACUGGCAUCGAGUCCCCCGUUGCGAAGCCACAGCUUACCAUAGACUUGCCGCAGCAGCGCGGCAACGCCGUACACCGCCCACCUCGCGGCGCGUGUCUUAGGGAGGUGCUGCCGGCAUCUGCGGCGCCACCCUUCUGCCCAGGCUCGCCGGCCCCGCAUCCUAUCCAGAGCGGUGCCGCCUUACCAGUGUCACCUAGCAUUGCUCGCGUGGUAUGCCGCUCCGCCGCUAUGUCGCGCGACGUUUCGGCUUGCCCGGUCGCGCCUGCAGUCGCCUCCCGCCUACUUUCGAGCAGCUUCAGUGACAGCUUCUGCUUUGACCAGACGCUGUUGGUGCCGCUAGAUGAGAGCACCCUGGACCGCUCUGCUGUGAUUGCGGAUGCCUCUGUGGUAGCCGAUCGAAGCCACCGAAGCACCGCCCCGACGCGUUGGGACGCGUGCGUAUCGCCUUCGGUGGUGACUCCAGUGCUCUCAUUGCCCGUCGUCUCCUUCAGGGCUUUCCAGGCAGGGACAGGGCGUCGCGAGUGUGGCGUACCGCGACCCUCGCUGUCCUGCCCCACUGCCUCAUUUUCGCUCUCACGUGGUUCUCCGGUACCAGAUGCGCCCAUCGCUGCGGAGCAGCUUGCCGCUCAACAGGCACGCGCGGCUCGCGAGGGACGAGCUCCGCGUUCAGAUCAGGAUGUCAUCUACCUUAUCCCUGCCGGCGCCGCCACAGCAACGAUGAGACCGGAGGAAAUUACCGGUCAAGGCUGGAUCCCGGUUCAGGCCGUGGACGUCCUGCCCUCUGCCACGUUUGCCGCCCCCCCUGCCGUCGGCAACGAUGUUCGCUCUCACCGAGGCAUUGUCAGGGGUGGUACCGAGUCGCCGUUGCCCACGAACCCCACUGUCACUAGUGCUGCUGGGAGGGUGACCUCACAAGACGAUUGCGUCGAGGAGUCUGAUCGUGAACCGAGCCUCUCACGCCGCUCGUGCGGCGGACAUGACGAUAUCGCCUUGCCGAUCUUCAGCCCUGCGUCCACGCUCUCCGCCUCAACGCUGGAGUGCAUCAAUCGUCGGCUGAGCUACUCCAUGUCGAGGUGGGCGAGCACCCGUCAGCGCUUCGGUGCCACUUCUCAUUCCGGAGCUGACGGGGCAAACAUCACCAAUCUCGCUGGCAGCAUUGUGCUGCCACCCGCCACACCGCUCUUCCUCGUUGGGCCAUCUCAGGAGGGACACCACAAUACCGGCGGCACCUUCAGCGCUUUCUCGGCUGAGCCAGUCAGCGAUAGCCGCUCCCCUGUGCCUGUGCCGCCCGAGUCGCCGGAGAUGCCGCAGCGUGAGGAGAGCCCGUCUCGUUGCACGGCUGUUGCCACCCCGGCUGCAUCGUGCCAACAAGGCCACCUUGACGGUGCACCAGUCGCGGAGGAGGACGACACUGGCAAUGCAGCCAACGCUGACUGGAACUCGCUGCUAACGAGCAUGAGCUACCAGCGCGUGUCCACUGUUGGGGCGACGACGAGCGAGUCGUAUGCGAACGAUGGCUCCCUGAGUAUCCCGCUGACGUUGUCCGCCAGUGCGUCUCUCCGGAUGGGGGUGCAG